UUGAUUCAUAAACAAUACCCACUUAGAAGAUAUUUUAAUUCGAGUAGUGGAUGAUAUUACCUUCUUUGGUGGUUGUUGACCCUUUGUUGAUCAAUUAGCUCAUCUGAUUUUUCAAGGCCUUAUUAUGAUUCAGUUGAUUGAUUGAUGCUUUACAAUUAUUCAUGUUUUGGUUGAUGUGAGGACUUGACUUGAUGGGUGUUGAUAAAAGGAAGACCCUUUUUGUAUAGCUACUUGGGUUGUGUAAUUAUAAGUUCAUUAUAUAGAUUGUUUCUUUUUGAUUUGAGAAUAUUGGAAAAAGUAAAGAUUUGAAGUGUUUUGAUAAAUAUAAGUUUUGGUAAAGAUAAAGUUGGAAGAUGUCUGGAGUUCAAGAUUCUUUAGACAUAAAAUUUCGUUUGCUUGAUGGAUCGGAUAUUGGUCCUAAAAGCUUUCCAGCAGCAGCAAGUGUUGCAACUUUGAAAGAAAGCAUCCUUUCUCAAUGGCCCAAAGAUAAGGAUAAUGCUCCAAAGUCGGUAAAAGAUGUAAAGAUAAUUAGUGCGGGAAAGAUAUUGGAGAACAAUAGAACGGUAGGCGAAUGCAGAAGUCCGUUGUGUGACGUUCCUGGUGGAGUUACGACUAUGCAUGUCGUUGUUAGCCAACCACCUCAAGGAAAAGAAAAGAAAGUGAUGGAUGAUCCAAAGAUAAACAAGUGUUUAUGCGUGAUAUUAUGAGAACCAACUUCAGGCACAGCCAUUGCAUCUUUAUUUGCAGAUAAACUCAUUCUGGAGUUUGCAUUAGAUACUGAUGCUGUUGAAUGAAUGGUUUGGAUUGAGAUUGACAAAGAAAACAGAAAAAUAAAGCAGCAAAAUUGGUGAGAUAAUACAUUUGUAUCUAUACAGUUUUUUUUUUUACUGGUUCAUGUUCUGCAUAAUUUGUUGAAUUUUUGCGGAUUUAUACUUGUAAACACUCCCUUUAUAGUCGUUGAUUGAAACAAACUGUGAUUAAAUCUAAAUGAAAACAUAUAGUUUCUUCUA
Messenger RNA from Erigeron canadensis, 1010 nucleotides. Its product is annotated as membrane-anchored ubiquitin-fold protein 1-like. Lineage: Eukaryota; Viridiplantae; Streptophyta; Magnoliopsida; Asterales; Asteraceae. The coding region runs from base 354 to 707 and encodes 117 amino acids. The record is from RefSeq and is a predicted model, not a curated record. Gene Ontology annotation, molecular function: protein binding. The transcript has 6 exons.